This is a messenger RNA of Trifolium pratense (red clover), 3536 nucleotides long. RefSeq names its product MDIS1-interacting receptor like kinase 2-like. Gene Ontology annotation, molecular function: ATP binding; protein binding; protein kinase activity. Gene Ontology annotation, biological process: protein phosphorylation; hormone-mediated signaling pathway. The record is from RefSeq and is a predicted model, not a curated record. Gene Ontology annotation, cellular component: plasma membrane. Bases 106 to 3282 code for a protein of 1058 amino acids. The transcript has 2 exons. NCBI's taxonomy places the organism in Eukaryota, Viridiplantae, Streptophyta, Magnoliopsida, Fabales, Fabaceae.
AUAUUCACACACCCACGUGUUUAUUCUCUGCAUAUAUACAUAACAUAUCCCUCAAAAAGAAUAACAUAUCCCUGAAAAUUCACAAAUCAUAUACACAUACUCAUCAUGAUUCUCUCUAGCUGGCAAAUUAUGUUCAUUAUUCUCUCAGUCCUUCCAACACUCUCAUGGUCACAAGCUGAAUCACAAGCUUUGUUAAAAUGGAAAAAUAGCUUUGAUAACCAAAGUCAAACACUCUUAUCAACUUGGAAAAAUACCACAAAUCCAUGCAAAUGGCAAGGAAUUACCUGUGAUAAAAAAUCCAAUUCCAUUUCUACCAUAAACCUUGAAAACUUUGGACUAAAAGGUACACUUCACUCUCUUCCAUUUUCUUCAUUCCCAAACCUUAUAACCAUAAAUAUCUACAAUAACCACUUUUAUGGAACUAUUCCACCACAAAUAGGUAACAUGUCAAAAAUAAAUGUGUUGAAUUUUUCUUUAAACCCUUUUGAUGGUUCCAUUCCACAAGAAAUGUGCACAUUAAAAAGUUUACAAAAGCUUGAUCUUUCUCAAUGUAAACUAAGUGGAUCAAUUCCUAGUUCAAUAGGAAAUUUAUCCAAUUUAUUAUUUCUAGAUUUAGGUACCAACAAUUUUUCUGGUGGUCCUAUUCCUCCUGAGAUUGGAAAAUUGAACAAAUUAGGGUUUCUAGCAAUUCCAAAAAGUAAAUUAAUUGGUUCAAUUCCACAAGAAAUUGGUUUCUUGAGAAAUCUUAUUUAUCUUGAUUUAACAAGAAAUUCUUUAACUGGUGUUAUACCUGAAACUAUAGGUAAUUUGAGCAAAUUAGAUACACUUAUACUUUCUAAUAACACCAAAAUUUCAGGACCAAUUCCACACUCUUUGUGGAAUUUGUCUAGCUUGAGAUUGAUCUACUUUAACAACAUGAGUCUUUCUGGAUCAAUUCCUGAUUCUAUACAAAACUUGGUUAAUUUGGAUACUCUUGCACUUGAUAUUAAUCACCUUUCUGGAACCAUUCCUUCUACAAUUGGAAAGUUGAAAAAACUAUAUUCUUUGUAUUUGGGAACAAAUCGUUUUUCUGGAUCGAUUCCGGAUUCUAUAGGAGAUUUGAUAAAUUUGGAAGACUUUAGUGUCCAAGAAAACAAUCUUUCAGGAACUAUUCCAGCUUCAAUUGGAGAUUUGAAGUGGCUCAAUGUGUUUGAAGUAGCUACUAAUAAACUUCAUGGUAGAAUUCCAGUUGGACUUUAUAACAUUACUAAUUGGUAUUCCUUUGUUGUGUCUGAGAAUCAAUUAGUUGGUCAUUUGCCGCCGAAAAUAUGUUCUGGUGGACAAUUAAGGUACUUGAAUGCUGAUCAAAACCAUUUCACGGGUCCAGUACCAACAAGUUUGAAACACUGUGAUACCAUUGAAAGAAUCAGAAUUGAGGGAAAUUUAAUAGAAGGUGAUAUAGCACAAGAUUUUGGUGUAUAUCCGAAUUUACGAUACCUUGAUCUGAGUGACAAUAAGUUUCAUGGCCAAAUUUCAUCUAACUGGGGGAAGUCUCUUGAUCUUGAUACUUUCAAGAUAUCCAACAACAAUGUUUCUGGUGGUAUACCAUUGGAUUUUAUUGGUUUAACCAAGCUAGGUAGACUUCAUCUUUCUUCGAAUCAAUUGACCGGGAAACUUCCGAAGGAAUUAGGAGACAUAAAAUCAUUAGUGGAACUUAAGAUAAGUAACAAUCAUUUUACAGAUAACAUUCCAACAGAAUUUGGAUUGCUGCCAAUACUUAAUGAGUUGGAUCUCGGAGGAAACGAGUUGAGUGGAACGAUACCGAUGGAAGUUGCAAAGCUACCAAGGUUACGAAGAUUGAAUUUGAGCAGAAACAAAUUCGUAGGAAGUAUUCCCGUGCAGUUUGGUUCAGAUUUGGAAUCACUUGAUCUUAGUGGAAAUUUUUUGAAUGGAAAAAUACCAACAACCCUUGAAAACUUGAUGCAGUUGUCAAUGCUGAAUCUCUCACACAAUAUGCUUGCAGGAACCAUUCCUCAAAAUUUUGAAAGGAGUUUGGUUUUUGUUAAUAUAUCAGACAACCGGUUAGAAGGGCCACUUCCGAAAAUUCCAGCUUUUCUUAAUGCUCCGUUUGAAUCACUCAAAAAUAACAAAGGCUUAUGUGGAAAUAUCACAGGUUUGGUUCGUUGUGCAACAAACCAUAGUAACAAGAGCAAAAAUGUCCUCCGAUCAGUAUUCAUUGCGUUAGCAGCUCUAAUAUUUGUGUUGUGCAUGGUUGGAAUUUCAAUGUAUAUUUUGCGUCGAAGACAAAAACCAAAGGAAGAAAGCCAAACUGUAGAAGAAGCACAAAAAGGAGUACUCUUUUCAAUUUGGAGUCAUGAUGGAAAAAUGAUGUUUGAAAAUAUAAUUGAAGCUACUGAGAAUUUUGAUGAUAAAUAUCUCAUUGGAGUUGGAAGUCAAGGAAAUGUCUACAAGGCAGAGUUGUCUGCAGGUACGGUUGUAGCUGUUAAGAAGCUUCAUUUAGUAACAGAUGAAGAAAUGUCAACUUUCAGUUCAAAGUCUUUUAAGAGUGAGAUUGAAACCUUGGCAGAAAUCAAACACAGGAACAUCAUUAAACUUAUUGGAUUUUGCUCACAUUCUAAGUUCUCAUUUUUGGUUUACAACUUCUUGGAAGGUGGAAGCUUAGAUCAUAUCCUAAACAAUGACACACAAGCCACUGCGUUUGAUUGGGAAAAGAGAGUGAAUGUUGUUAAAGGUGUGACCAAUGCUUUGUCCUACUUGCAUCAUGAUUGCUCACCUCCAAUUAUUCACCGCGACAUAUCAAGCAAGAAUGUCCUUCUUAAUCUUGAUUAUGAAGCUCACGUCUCCGACUUCGGGACAGCAAAGUUUCUAAAGCCUGGUUUACUUAGUUGGACCCAAUUUGCAGGCACUUUUGGAUAUGCAGCACCAGAGUUAGCACAAACAAUGGAAGUGAAUGAGAAAUGUGAUGUAUACAGCUUUGGAGUACUUGCAUUAGAAAUCAUAAUGGGAAAACAUCCGGGAGAUCUCAUUUCAUUAUUUUUGUCACCAUCUACAAGGCCAAUGGCUAAUGAUAUGUUGCUGAUGGAUGUUUUAGAUGAACGACCUCAACAAGUUAUGAAACCGAUUGAUGAGGAGGUUAUCUUGAUUACAAAGUUGGCAUUUGCUUGCUUGAGGCAAAAUCCAUGUUCUCGUCCAACAAUGGAACAAGUAUCUAAGAUGCUUGCAGCAGAAAAAUCACCUUUGGAGACUCAACUUUGCAUGAUCAGACUAGGACAACUUCAAUAAGUCAUUGAAAAACUCUAUUGUAUAUAUAAUAACAUCCUUAUCUUUUUCUUGUGUCUUAUUAAUAUUAAUAGAGUAGUCACCCCUUAAGUUAGUGACACUGAUAAAUGAUUGUAUUCUGUUAGAAUUUGUUAGAUAUCUUGCUAGCUAGGGUUCUGAGCUGGCUUAGGUGUGACUGCUUUCAUCAGUUGUAAGCUCCUCUAUAUAAAGAGAGCACUUGUUGUAUUAAAUAAAGUUGCACAAUUCAGUUUCUGAAA